AUGUGCGAAUUUAUUGCGCAUACGAUUCUGCCAGUUCUUCUAGGAGGCAUCGUUAGCGUUGCUCUGAUGACACGUGCUCAGUUACAAAACUGUCGUCUCAGUCGAUCGGCUCAUUGGCAUAAACAAUGGCGAAUGACGUUUCAGUUGUUUUUCAUUUCAAACUUGAAUAUUUUGGUCAAGUUUCGAAUGUUCACAACUCCAUUGACACGUCUUUUGGACUUACCACCAAAUGCUGGCGUUUAA
Molecule: messenger RNA, 243 nt
Organism: Adineta ricciae
Lineage: Eukaryota; Metazoa; Rotifera; Eurotatoria; Adinetida; Adinetidae
Source: the annotation of a GenBank genome assembly